This is a messenger RNA of Dovyalis caffra, 771 nucleotides long. The record is from the annotation of a GenBank genome assembly. NCBI's taxonomy places the organism in Eukaryota, Viridiplantae, Streptophyta, Magnoliopsida, Malpighiales, Salicaceae.
AUGGAGCUUCUCCUUUGUUCUCGCUCUAGCAGUCUAGCUAAACAAGCAUCUCCAAUAUUAGUUGACAUAUAUGUGAUAGAAAACCUUGAAUUUCAUGGCAUAAGAGAGACGGCACUCGACAGGAUUUCAAAAGAGAGUGAUUUAUGUCGACUCGUGUUGAAGGAUAUGGCAGAGGAGGAGCCAAAGAAGGUGGAAACUCAAACCCCAUCAGAAACUCCUCCUCCUCCUCCUCCACCACCAGCUGAACCUGAAGCUGUAGUUGAGGCUCCAAAAGAUGUGACUGAGGAGAAAACUGUAAUCCCUCCUCCCGUUGCUGAAGAGAAGGCGGAGGAGUCAAAAGCAGUUGCUGUUGUUGAAAAAGCUUCUGAAUCCGCUGAGGAGAAAACAGAGGGCUCUGUCAAUAGAGAUGCUGUUCUUGCGAGGGUUGAGACAGAGAAGAAGAUAUCACUCAUCAAAGCAUGGGAAGAGAGUGAGAAGUCCAAAGCAGAAAACAAAGCUCACAAAAAACUUUCUUCCAUUGCAUCAUGGGAGAACAGCCAGAAAGCAGCUGUGGAGGCUGAGUUGAAGAAGAUGGAGGAACUACUCGAGAAGAAAAGGGCAGAAUAUGUGGAGAAAAUGAAGAACAAAAUAGCAAUAAUUCACAAGGAAGCAGAAGAAAAGAAGGCGAUUGUCGAAGCUAAACGCAGAGAAGAUCUUCUCAAGGCUGAAGAGCUGUCUGCGAAAUAUCGUGCCACUGGAACUUCUCCAAAGAAGCUUCUUGGAUGUUUUUAG